Knipowitschia caucasica is the source of this 645-nucleotide messenger RNA. The record is from the annotation of a GenBank genome assembly. NCBI's taxonomy places the organism in Eukaryota, Metazoa, Chordata, Actinopteri, Gobiiformes, Gobiidae.
AUGAGCCACUGUUGCAGGUGUUGCAAGGAGAGAUUCGAUCACCACGUCUGUGAGAGCAUUGCCUCCGUGUGGACGGUCAGUGAAGUGCACCACGACUCCGUGAAGCUGAUCAAGUUCGCGGACGACACCACCCUCAUUGGACUCAUCUCCAACAACGAUGAGUCCGCCUACAGGAGGGAGGUGGACCGGCUGGUGUCCUGGUGCAGUGGUAACAACCUGGAGCUGAACGCCCAGAAGACAGUGGAGAUGAUUGUGGACUUCAGGAAGAGCACUGUCCCCCCGCCCCCACCCUCCGUGAUGGACUCCCCCAUCACCUCUGUGGAGUCCUUCCGUUUCCUGGGCACCACCAUCACCCAGGACCUCAAGUGGGAGCCGACCAUCAGCUCCCUCAUCAAGAAGGCCCAGCAGAGGAUGUACUUCCUGCGGCAGCUCAGGAAAGCCAAGCUGCCUGCACAGAUGUUGGUGCAGUUCUACACGGCCAUCAUCGAGUCCAUCCUCACCUCCUCCAUCACCGUGUGGUUCGCUGGAGCCACAGUCAGGGACAAACAGAGACUACAGCGCAUUGUGCGCUCUGCAGAGGAAGUGAUCGGCCGCAGCCUUCCAUCGCUGCAGGACCUGCAGGAGGCUGCGGUCCAUCAGGACUAG